Molecule: messenger RNA, 1530 nt
Organism: Cajanus cajan (pigeon pea)
Lineage: Eukaryota; Viridiplantae; Streptophyta; Magnoliopsida; Fabales; Fabaceae
Source: RefSeq, a predicted model, not a curated record
AUGGAAGAAAGACAGUCAAAAUCCAAAAGGGUCCACGCUGUCAACCCUUCGGCACCGGACAAGGCGCCAGUUUGGGAUCUUGAUCCGAGAAUGAAUGACGAGGAGCACGUAGAACCAAUUGAGGAAAAAAUCCAACUGCAGAUCGGUUCACUUUCAACUCAAGUGACGUACAUCGGCGCCAACGUGUCCGAAGAGGAUCGUUCCGCCCUAAGCCAUGUCAUCAUUCAGAAUAAGAGGUCCUCUUCUGGUAUAGCUGCCACAUUAUUACCUGGUGGUCGAACUGCACAUUCUAGAUUUAAGAUACCAAUCAAUGUAGAGGCAGAUUCAUUUUGUUCUAUAAGUAAACAGUCUAAUCUUGCGAAACUGAUUAGAGAAACCACAUCAAUCAUUUGGGAUGAAGCACCCAUGACAAAUAGAUAUGCUUUGGAAGCAUUAGACAGAUCAUUAAAGGAUAUUUUAGAUUGUAAUGCUCCAUUUGGUGGUAAAAUUAUGAUAUUGGGAGGGGAUUUUCGUCAGGUGCUUCCUGUUGUUCCAAAGGGUACUAAGGCACAAAUGAUAAAUGCAUGUAUUGUUAAGUCUCAUUUAUGGCCUAUCACAAAGGUUUUACAUUUGAGACAAAACAUGCGAUCAUUACAAGAUCCUAAUUUUGCAGAAUAUCUAAUGCGCAUUGGAGAUGGUAAUGAACCUACCAAAUUGGAUGAUAUGGUCAAAGUUCCCCAUCAAAUUGAAAUAACAUGGGAAGGGGAAAAUUCAAUACAAAAACUUAUUCGUGACACAUUUCCACAUUUAGAAUCUCAUACAUGGGAUGCUUCUUAUAUGGUAAAAAGAGCCAUACUAACACCAAAAAAUGAGGAUGUUCAAAAGCUUAAUGACAUUAUCAUCAACCAUUUCCUAGGAGAAGAACGACAUUUGUUAUCAUUUGAUGAGGUUGAAGGGGACACACACAACUUAUAUCAACAAGAAUACUUGCACUCUAUUACUCCAGGUGGUUUUCCACCACAUAAUCUGAAGGUUAAAAAAGGUGCACCGUUGAUGUUGUUGCGAAACAUAGAUCCUAAAGCUGGCUUAUGUAAUGGAACAAGGUUAUUAUGCCGUGGAUUCUUUAUGAAUAUGUUGGAUGUUGAAAUCCUAACAGGUCAUAAUGCUGGAAAGAGAUCUUUUUUGCCCCGGAUUAAACAUAAGACAACAGAAAGUGCAGGACUUCCCUUUGUACUUAUUAGGAAGCAAUUUCCUGUGAAACUAAGUUUUGCAAUUACCAUAAAUAAGUCACAGGGACAAACAAUACCCAAUGUUGGAAUUUAUCUUCCGCGACAUGUUUUUGGUCAUGGUCAAUUAUAUGUUGCUUUGUCAAGAGGUGUUUCUCAAGCUUCAACGAAAAUUCUUAUUAAAGAAGGAAAACUUGAAGGGGAAGAUGGAAACUUUACGAAAAAUAUUGUUUUUAAAGAAAUUUUGUUAUCUCAAAAUCAGGUUCAUCGUUUAAAAGUAUAUUCUAUUGGGUGGAGUUCUACAGGAAGCUAUAAAUCAUCCUGA